AUGUUCACCUCAACUCUCCUGCCUGAGAGUCGUCGUAUCCUAAUCGAACAUCAAUUAUGGUCAGAAUUCACCAACACCGAGGACGUUCCAUCCAUAAAAUACAAACAUUUUGAUGAACCUUUGAUCGAAGUCAACGCUAAAUAUUUUGAUGCAAAAAGAUUGGCAUUUUUGGCUUCUGUCAACAAGAAGUACCAGCGAAUGUGCAAUGUUUAUUUGAGCAAAUUCAUUUUUGAAGUCAUUGCUAAUGGAAAUGAUGGUAAGUUCUUGAUGAAAUGGCUUUUUAGGGUAAAAUACGAAAUGCGGCCUAGACAGUAAUGUAUAAAUUUGGUCUAAAGCUCCUUUUUAUACCUAAAACCUCAAUAUACCAAUAACAAAAUAAAAAAAUUUCAGAAUCCUCAGCCCAUAUUGUGCUACAAAACAAAAAUCACACAAUAUACUGUGCUUUCAACGACCUCAAAGUCUUACGAACAGCCGGUUUACUAAAAUGGAAACCUCAUUCUCUUCAAAUCUUUCAUGACUUUUCUUUCCCUGAAUGGACUAUCUAUACUAGCGAGUUUACGGGUAAGUAGUCUACCAUAACCUAUCAUGAAUUAUACUAUCUAUAAUAUAAGCUAAAAUUGCUUUUAAGACAGGGUAAAGUGCAGCUACUAGGUUGUUCAGAUGAUUAUGUAAACCUCAACACCAAAAAUUUGACUUGCACGAAUUAUUUGAACAAACUAAAAUAAUAGCUCUACUCCACCGUGUCCUAAAGGCAAUUAUAACCUACAUAAUCUUUCUCUACCACCUCGUCCUAUAUAAAGUAAAUCUACCCUACCCUCUACGACACUAUCCUCAAGCGUACCCUACUCAGCCACUUUUCCAUCCUGCUUUACUUUACCUUCUCUGUCCUAUACUAUAAGAUCUAGAAGUUUAAUAAAUGUAUUUUAGAGCUAGAACAACUAUCGAUAGUACCAGUCCAUCCAGCCAAUCCAGAACUAAAAUCAAUUCUCAACAAUGCCACCCAACUGAUAACCAAUUCAGCAAAAACUCUACAAAAACUCAGAUGUAAUCAAGCCAUUUUGAAGCAUACAAACUUCCCAGCAAUAAGCCUCAAAUAUUGUGGAUCACCGGUUCUGAGAAUUAGUAAGUCUAACCUACUAUGAUAUACAAAAAGUAAUAUCAACCAUAUUAUUAGGUUAUUCAAGUAAUUAUGUGCCCCUUCUCAUAACAAAAUUUCGAGGUUAGGAGACACAGAAUUAUUUGAACAAGCAACUAUAAUAUAAAAAAAAGUAAUGUGAAUUCCACUAUGAUAUAGCAAUAUACAACGAAAGCGAGCUAUACUAAAUUUAGAAAAAAAAACUUUUAAAAUUUUAAAAAUCCUAAUUUUCUCAUUUUCAGACGGCAAGAUCUAUGGUAUUCGACCACCAAAAAGCGAAGAUCUUUCCGACUCACAAACACAAUUCUCACUGUUAGGAAGAACACGAGAAGUGGAUGAAGUUCGACCAGUCGAAACCUUAUUUGCUCGAAAUAUUGAAGACUUUGAUCUGGAAGCUCAUUCCUACAGCACUUUUUCACAAUUAAGGUAAGUUUUUAUUGAGGAAGAUAUAAAACUAGCCUAUAAACAGCCCAUAAAGCAGCAUAUGAAACAGAUACUUAAGUAUUGAAAAAGUACUGUAGGUUGUAACUGUAGCCUUAAAACUAAAAAAAAAGUUUUAGACAAGACUUCAAGCUAAAUCCGAACAUAAAGAUGCUCAAAUUUGGCUGGGAAUCAGACGAACCAAACAAAACUGGUAGAAUCAUCAGCACAAUAGAAAACCAUAGUAAAACUGUAGAAGAAAUCAUCUUCAAUGACACUCAAGUUGUAAGUUUUUAAAGUCGUUAUUAGUUUGUUUAAAUAAUUAUGUGCCCCCAAAACUUGGAAACUUGCGAUGAGAGGGGCACAGAAUUAUUUUAACAACCUAAUAUUAUAACUGUACAUCAAUUUAUUGCCUUUUAAUAUUAUUCGAAAGCUAUAAGGAUAGGUAUAAACAAAGAAAAUUCCUAAAUUUGUUACCUAAACCCUUCUCUUCCAGACACCCUCCCACCUGAAAGACUUUGACUACACUCAACUCCUAAAAUACGCCAAGAAAUUCAAAGAUUACACAGAAAUGGUAGCCAAUUCAUCGAUAAAAAUUCAAUUUCAAGUCGAUUUCUGGCUGAUCCAAACAAAACAACACUUUCUACGAUUCCAACACGAAAACGGGCUCUAUUCGAAACAAAUCGCAAUCAACUACAACAACACGGGUCUUACUGUCACAUGGUAUGGUAACAAUUACUCAGUGAAUUUGAACGAAUUCGACGACCACGAUCUCAGCAGAAAAGUACAAGUCUUUGAAAAUACAUUGAAAUCCUCGGUUGAUGCCAAAAAUAUACCUAAUGGUCCUUUCAAGCCUAAUUAUCUUUGA
Bursaphelenchus okinawaensis is the source of this 2423-nucleotide messenger RNA. NCBI's taxonomy places the organism in Eukaryota, Metazoa, Nematoda, Chromadorea, Rhabditida, Aphelenchoididae. The record is from the annotation of a GenBank genome assembly.